This is a messenger RNA of Drosophila guanche, 1895 nucleotides long. Its product is annotated as caspase-9. Bases 214 to 1779 code for a protein of 521 amino acids. NCBI's taxonomy places the organism in Eukaryota, Metazoa, Arthropoda, Insecta, Diptera, Drosophilidae. Gene Ontology annotation, biological process: apoptotic process; proteolysis. The transcript is spliced from 3 exons. The record is from RefSeq and is a predicted model, not a curated record. Gene Ontology annotation, cellular component: cytoplasm.
CCCCGCUGCACGUACUCCUCUUCUACCGAGCAGAGAGCAACAUGUCACGGCAGCGGGGGAAUUAGUAAUCGAGCCUUAUCUUCUGAGCAAAAGCAUACAAUGUGCAAAAUAUUGUGCGGCUGUCAGUGCUGAGAGAAACAUUGGCCCCAGCGGACCAGCUAGCGCUGCUUUCGAUCGCGAGUGAGAUAUAGAGACGCACAUUGAUUCAUAAAAAUGGGUUGGUGGGGCAAGAAGAGGGACGAACAGGAAACGGACCGCUCCAGCGGCUCAGCUGCCAGCCAAGCUCUGGUGCUGCAGGAUCCGCGCACGCGUGUAAAGACCACCAGCGCCGCCACAGCGACGACUAACACGGCGGUUCAGAACUCUACAAUAACGGACAGCAACAAGAAGACUAUCACCUUCAUGUCCACCCGUAAGACGGUGACGCAUACACAGAGAGCGCUAAUAACGGAAACCACGACGCGUCGCACACCGAGCCAGGCCGAGUUGGAGCUGCUUUUCGCGCAGAUGAGAAUGGGAGGCGAUGGCGCCACGACGACCACCACUACUACAUCUACAUCGCGCGGCCGACCACCUAGUCUUAACGGCGUGGCAAUACGCUCCACGCCGUCCUUCAAGGCCACGACAAACAACAAACGCUCCAGUACUGUGCUCAAGACGGAGCAUACUACGGUGACAAAGAAGAACGGACGCAACGUCACCCAGCACGUGGAGACGCAGCGUGUGGAUCUCAAGGCCAAGGGGAAACCCUCUUGGCCACCAUCAUUUUUUGCAUCAAACAACUCCGGCAGCACAUCCGAGCCCUAUGUCUCGCCAUACGCCCAAAAGCCAAGUCUGGCCAUUACUUACGUGUCCCCUUAUGCCAAGUCAACAACAGGCACAAGCACAAGCACAAGCUCCAGUACCGGCUCCGUCGCUGGUGCGCCAAGUGGUUCCAAGGCUUUCAAGCCGACUUCCAAGUCGCUGUUCUCCACAAAUGUACCAAGAUCCUUCACUAGUAUUGCCGCCUCCACUGGGGCCACACCAAAAACAACCGUGGGCGCCCACGAUGCCCAUGGGGUCGGGAAGUCCAAAUUGCUCGCCGGAGUUGGCACAGCCAAGCCAAUCGUGGCAAAGACAAAGCUUAAACCCGCCCGAGUCUACAUCUUCAAUAACGAAAAGUUCGACAGCAAGAACGAGUUCCGUUCUGGCAGUGCUCAAGAUGUUAAGGUUCUGCGCAACACUUUCGAGCAACUCAAGUGCAAGGUGGAGGUCAUUAAAGACGCCACACUGGCCACCGUCAAGAGUACGGUGAGGAUGUUGGAGACAAAAGACUUCGAGGAUAAGAGUGCCCUAGUCCUGGUGUUCCUGAGUCAUGGAACGCGCCACGACCGGCUUGCUGCUAAGGAUCUUGAUUACUCGCUGGACGACGAUGUGCUUUUCCCCAUAUUGCGCAACCGGACGCUGAAGGACAAACCCAAAAUGUUGUUUGUACAGGCCUGCAAGGGUGCAAAUGAACCCGGAGGCUUCAUGACAGAUAGCGCCCAGCCUAACGGAUCUCCCAACGAGAUUCUCAAGUGCUACAGCACCUACGAAGGCUACGUCUCCUAUCGCACUGAGGAUGGCACUCCAUUCAUCCAGACCCUCUGCGAGGCUCUGAACAGAUCGGGAAAGACAACCGAUAUCGACGGUAUAAUGAUGAGUGUGCGAAGUGUGGUCAAAAUGCAAACAAAAGACGGCCAAAUCCCAUCUGUCACUAGUACACUGACCUCAAAAUAUGUUUUCGGAGACUACGUCUAAACUCCUAUAGUAUUAUGUAUUAUAAAUCAAUUUAGUUAUAUAUAUACUUACCUCUACAUAUUUUGCAAGCGAUAGUGAUUAGAAUCUUGCAGAGGGCAUUAAAAUGCGUACCCGUA